AUGUAUCAAAAGAAACGUGGACGGCCAAGAAAGUAUGCUCAUGAUGGAAAAGUCUCUUUAGGCCUUUCUCCAAGGCCUUGUGUUAUUAAGAAGUCUAAGGACUCUUCUUCAAUGUCUGAUCCUAAUGCACCUAAACGAGCCAGAGGUCGACCUCCUGGAACUGGAAGGAAGCAACGCUUGGCUAAUCUUGGUGAGUGGAUGAAUACAUCAGCUGGACUUGCUUUUGCACCUCAUGUGAUCAGCGUUGGAGCAGGAGAAGACAUCGUUGCAAAAGUUUUGUCAUUUUCACAGCAAAGACCUCGGGCACUUUGUAUAAUGUCAGCCACUGGAACAGUUUCUUCAGCCACUCUGCGUCCACCUACUCUAACCGGACCUCACUUAACAUACGAGGGACGUUUUGAGAUUCUAAGUUUUGGUGGAUCGUAUCUGGUGAAUGAAGACGGUGGAUCCAAAAGUCGAACAGGCGGGUUGAGUGUCUCACUUUCUGAUCCCGAAAAUCGUGUUAUUGGCGGUGGGAUUAGCAUGCUUAUCGCAGCCAGCCUUGUUCAGGUGGUGGCAUGUAGUUUUGUAUACGGAGCAAGUGCAAAGUCUAAUAUUAGCAAUAACAAGACCAUCAGACAAGAUAAAGAACCAAAGGAAGAGCUCAACAAUAGCGAAGUGGAGGCCACACCGGGUAGUGCACCAGAAGGUGCAGCAUCGGCAGUUCAGCAGACGCCACAGAACUUCCCAGCUCAGGGAAUGAGCGAAUGGCCUGGUUCAGGCUCAGGCUCAGGAAGGUCACUUGACUCGAGCAGAACCCUACUCACUGAUAUUGAUUUGACUCGUGGAUGAUUCCAAACAGAAACAUUAUUAGUCUUUCUUUGAAGCAGCAGCAGCAGCAUACAGGAUGUGAGUGCUGUACAUAUCUUUGUUGUUGUAAAUUUCUCUCUGGGAAUGUUAAAACCAGACAUUUUCAGGAUUAAGAACAGAACUCUCAGUUCCUUCUAACAUUGUUAACGUAACAGAACCCUUCCACUUUAUGGCUAUUUAAGGAGAUUUUAACUCUUUA
Messenger RNA from Capsella rubella, 1048 nucleotides. RefSeq names its product AT-hook motif nuclear-localized protein 5. Bases 1 to 831 code for a protein of 276 amino acids. NCBI's taxonomy places the organism in Eukaryota, Viridiplantae, Streptophyta, Magnoliopsida, Brassicales, Brassicaceae. The transcript is spliced from 6 exons. The record is from RefSeq and is a predicted model, not a curated record. Gene Ontology annotation, molecular function: minor groove of adenine-thymine-rich DNA binding.